This is a messenger RNA of Temnothorax curvispinosus, 4369 nucleotides long. RefSeq names its product partitioning defective 3 homolog. Gene Ontology annotation, biological process: intracellular protein localization; microtubule cytoskeleton organization; establishment or maintenance of epithelial cell apical/basal polarity. Gene Ontology annotation, cellular component: cell cortex; adherens junction; apical plasma membrane. The transcript has 3 exons. The record is from RefSeq and is a predicted model, not a curated record. Bases 632 to 4237 code for a protein of 1201 amino acids. NCBI's taxonomy places the organism in Eukaryota, Metazoa, Arthropoda, Insecta, Hymenoptera, Formicidae. Gene Ontology annotation, molecular function: protein binding; phosphatidylinositol binding.
ACGAGCACGAUCACGUGUCACUCGAGAAUCGAGGAACCGUUCGGCACGUUUCCGAGGGUGAGUGACGGUCUGGUGGUGGUAGUGGUGGUGGUGAUCCGUGUGCGCCGCCGCCAUCUUAUCCGAUUCCGUCGUUUCGGGCGUGCGAGCACGACGAGGGAACAGCGGAAUGAAAUGUUGUAAUGGCGAGUGCGUCUGUUCCGCAUAUUUGAUGUCGCGAUAAAGUUGGGGCGUAAACGCCGUCCGCCGUUAUCGGUUGGUCCCGACGUGAUUCCAACGCUCGCGGGCCUACUCAGAGCGGGCCGUCGUGUCGCCGGCUCGGCCCACGGAUCCGUAUUCGUUCCGUUGCUCAAAGAGGCGUCGAGACGCGACGCGCGUACGUACGUACAUACGUGAAUCAUACUCCGAGAUAUGGAGAGGUGCGACUCGAAUAACACGCGAUAAAUCGCAUUACUCACGUCGAUUACCCCGCGACACGCUACAUUCCGCGACACGUGCGACCGACGUAUCGCGAGCUCCCGCGACGGGCGGACGGACAAAAAACCUUUCGCGCGAUCUCGCCAUUGUCUCGCGUAAAUCUUUGGUGCACAUCUGCGUUGCUUAUCUCUUCAUAUAAUAUGAAAUCGGAGCGAGCAUGAAGGUAACCGUGUGCUUCGACAACGUCAGGGUGGUGGUCCCAUGCGGAGAUGGCACUCUGCUGGUCAAGGAUCUGAUGCACGAGGCGAUCCUGAGAUACAAAAAGGCCACUGGCAAGAAUGAUAACACCUUGACGAUCAACAGCCUGUCUUCCUUGACCGGGGGCGGCCUAUUGGAUCCGGACGACAGAUUGUGCGACGUAGCCGACGACAGGGAGCAGAUAGUGGCUCAUUUCACUAGCUCCGACGUCAGUCACGUUGGCGGAGAUGGCGCGAGCUCGGUCGGCACCAACAGCCCUGACUUUUUCCACCGGGACGUCAAGGAGCAAGCAUAUCCAAUCGAUAUCCAUUCCUCUAUGUCUAAUAGUAUUAAGAGAGAAAGCGCCAAGCGCUUGUCGAUGCACGCAUUGUCAACGAGGGAGCCUUCUCUCACAACGUAUUCUGCUCAAUCCCUACCUAGAGAGUCUCGACGUAGGGAACCCUUAGGUCAAGAUUCUAAAGCUUCGUACGAGUUUGGUAACAACGUCGAGUCUGGGAAUCAAGAGGUGCGAGAGAUAGUUAUAAAAAAUGAAGCAGGGCCACUGGGGCUCCACGUGGUGCCAUGUUACGACUUAUUAGGCAACGAUCAGGGACUCAGAGUCGAAGGUAUCGAACCAAAUGGCCGCAUCGCCAGGGACGGACAAAUUGAUUUGCAUGAUAAUAUUAUAAAGAUAAAUGGUCAUAACUUGUUGCGCAUACCGUUUUCAAAAGUACAAGAGAUUUUUAGAACAUGCAUGAAUGAUCCUUGUUUACAAAUUUCAGUUGUUAAACAUAAGAAGAAGAUGAGGAACGAAAAAUCUUUGCAUAAGAAUCACGGGAACACCAGUGGGGGAUCGGAGAAGACCGAAGGUGAUGAGAACGUCAAGAGACUUCAAUGCAGCAACUAUAAUCUUCUGCAGACUGCGAACACUAGGAAAAUUGGACGGAUGAUAGAAAUAGAAUUAGUUAAAGGAAGUAACGGUUUAGGAUUUAGCGUUACCACACGUGACAAUCCUGCCGGAGGACAUUGUCCCAUAUACAUUAAGAAUAUUUUACCAAAAGGCGCUGCGGUGGAAGAUGGCAGAUUGAGACCUGGCGAUAGGUUGCUAGAAGUAAAUAAUAAGGAGAUGACUGGCAAAAGCCAAGCGGAAGUCGUAUCGCUGCUCAGAAGUAUUCCUCCUGGUGGUAAAGUAAGGAUGGUAGUAUCGCGUCAAGAGGAGAUUUCUUCAAACAUUCCAGAUUCUCAGGGUGUUGCGACGUCUGCUGCUGCCCCGACUACCGAAAUAAUGGAUAAUUCAAAGUAUUGGAAUGCAUUAAAUAGAUCACCAGCGAAAAAGAAUGAUGUACACGAUAAAGUAAGCGCUCAAAUUUACGAGAAGUGCACUUAUAAACCAGUUCCGAGUAAGUCUUCCGAGGAUAUCGUCUUAUCUCCACGGAAGAAUCGCGUGAUAAUGAAUUUAGAUAUACCAGUACAUGAUUCUGAGAAGGCUGGUUUAGGUGUUAGUGUUAAAGGCAAAACCAACAGUUCUGACGAUAACACCAAUAUGGACUUGGGUAUUUUUAUAAAAAGUGUUAUCCACGGAGGUGCAGCGUCGAGGGACGGCCGCCUGCGGACCAAUGAUCAAUUGCUCAGAGUUAACGGCGUAUCUUUGCUGGGAUUAUCUAAUUCUGAAGCGAUGGAGACUUUAAGAAGAGCAAUGCUUAACACAGACAGCUCAGUAACCGGUGUGAUUAAUCUUAUAAUAGCUAGAAGGGUGUCAUCGUAUGACACAAGUGAGAAGAAUACUGUAGAUAAUAAUUUACAACCUCACCGUAAGCCGGAAUCUGUUAGCAGUAUAUACAUAUCGGAUUCUACUAAGAUGAAUGAUGGCAUAGUCAAGGAGAAAAACACUUUAAAUUCACAAACCGAUGUAUUGGAUAAUGGAGGACUAUUGUCUUGCGUAACAGCUUCGCCAUGGAACCCUGUCAUUGAUAGACUAACGGAGCAGUAUAGCAAGAGCAGCCUAAGAAACGAAAGUUACUGUCUUGCUACUAAUAAGACAUGGAUCGAGCCUAUUAAUAAUGUAAAGAAAAUUAUAGGACCACGCGACGAUCGAGUUGAAGCGGUAUUGCUCGAAGAAUCUAACAACGAUAGCUCUCAAGGAAGUGACGCCAAACGAAAUACCGAGGAUAAAGACAGCCAGUAUUCCGGAGAUCCUACGUAUGACAGUCAGUUAUCGUUGGAAGAAUUAAACUCUUCUUCAAAUAAGUUUUCUCGUGAUGCUCUUGGUAGACAGAGCAUGUCUGAGAAACGACACGCCGCGCUUGACGCUAAAAACACAGAUACUUACAAGAGGAACAAAAAGUUGCGCGAAGAGAAGAAUAAAAAUGCGGAACAAAUCAACCAGACGUCGACCAGCCAAACAAGUAAUCACUCGAGCGACUUGGGAGAUUAUUCGAAGAGGAGCGGCAAGUCAAACAAUUUUGAGAAACAUACGAGUAAAGGGGCCUUAGCUGGAAAUACAAGUGCCGACAAUAAUGUGAAACAUUACGAAAAGUCUGUUGAUGUUGCUCAAUCGGAAUACAUGUACACUAUACCCGGAUGUAAUAAUAAGUUUCUCUCGCCGAAGAAACAUUGGCUUGUGGACGAUGGACAUGGUGAAGUUACGAGUAGCAAUAAUAUCAAAGAUGAGAGAGAAGGUUUUUCGAAUAGUCGCGGAGAUGUAAAACAGGCUUCUCUUAAUUCAGCAUUAGAUGACCGAUAUAAGCGGAAGAAGAACGGCCUUCGGUCAAUACUCCGAUUGAAUAGGAAUAGGAAAUCACUUAAUUUUGGAGAUAGCAUAGAAGCGAGGCACGAAACUACAUUUCAGAUUACUCCAAGCACAAUUCUUUAUCAACAGAAGCGUUUUCGAGGCAAAAUUAAUAUACAAAAACCCAGAAAACCACAUUACCUGAGAGCAUUGGUAAACGAAUUUCUGACGCCUUUUUAUCCACUCCCAAAUCAAGGCAAGAAAUUAGAGGAAUUAUGCAACAACGCAAGAAAAGCUAUGGCAAGGAAGGAGGAAGAGGAAUAUAAUCCUUACCAAAGAAUAAUAGCACGUGAGGUCCGCAAUUGGUUUGACACUUCCAAAAUGGUUGCCAUUUGUCAUCAGAAUUCUAUGACAUCAGAGGACCAGUUUGAAUUCGAAGUUCCAUUGAGGAGGGCAAAUAUGUACUACAAACGAUAUAGCGCUAAGAUUAUGAAAUUAGCACUGACAGAUUCACCUUACGCGGCAACAAUGCCGUUGUAUUCGUCACAGUAUUCCAUUGUAUUUGGUUCUGACGCGAACGUCGCUGCCUUCGAAAAAAUUGUUAAAAAGUUUCCACAAGUUAUUUUAAUGGCGGGUAUACUAGAGGGACGUGUGUUCAGUAAGGACGAUUUUUUGAGAUACGGCAGAAUGGAUCUUACAUCAUCCCGGGUUUAUCUUGUUCAGGUGUUACAGAACGCAGGCGGUAACAACUUAAAUCAGCAGCUCACGCAUCAUCAGUCCACAUUAGUUACUCGAUUAAAACAGAUCGGUAAAAAUGAAACAACUUCCGGCGAGAACGAAGAAUCGGUGCCUGUAUAAUUGCAAAAAUUGCUUGUAUCGAUAAUUUAUUAUACAUCUUAGAUUUAUCGAAAGCUUUAAGUAAAGUAUGAUUUAUUUCCUUACACUUUGUAUUUGCGGUAAAAAUAAGAAGAAGCAUUGGUACAAAGUUAA